AUGUCGAACAGGUUGGCAAGGGCUGGAGAGCGGAACCCGGCUCUGACGGUGUAUGUGGGUAAUCUGCACGAGGAAGUGGAUGAGGAGCUAUUGUAUGAACUGGGAAUUCAGGCCGGUCCGGUCGUUAAUGUUCAUAUACCACUGGAUCGUGUCAAUGGAAAGAACUCGGGAUUCGGGUUUCUCGAGUAUCGGUCGGAGAAAGACGUCGACUAUGCUGCUCAGAUCUUGAAUGGAAUCAUGCUGUUUGGCCAGCCGCUACGAGUAAACAAGUCUCAGCAGGAAAAAGCCAAUUCUAUUGAUGUCGGAGCUCAAGUGUUUGUUGGAUCUCUGGAUCCUCUGGUCGACGAGAAAACCCUGUCCGAUACUUUUUCUGUAUUCGGAAGACUCAUACGUCCUGCUACGAUUAUGAGAGAUGAAAAUGGACGGUCUCGUGGGUUCGGAUUCAUAUCAUUUGCAGAUUUCGAGUCGUCGGACCGGGCUAUAGAGUCCAUGAACGACCAGUAUCUCAUGAACAGAAAAGUCCAACUCAACUACGCAUUCAAAAAAGACGGUAAAGGUGAACGUCAUGGUGACGAGGCCGAACGAUUACUGGCUGCUGAAGCCAAAAAACACAAUUACAGUUUAACUCUGGGUGAAGGAGGUGUAUCUAGCCCGGGAAAUUCCAGCAUCCCCAAAGGCCCACGAGCGUCACAUUCUUCCCGCGACGACGGACCAGAAAGUGACAGCGACGGAGACGUGCUCAACGACCUCUCCCAAUCAAAAAAACCACGAAACCGCGGCCGUAAACGACAGCCACGAACCAAACACCGCGACGACCUCAGCGGCGCCAACGCCAUCCCCACAGGCCCGAAACGGGGUUGA
Sugiyamaella lignohabitans is the source of this 861-nucleotide messenger RNA. RefSeq names its product Hsh49p (gene HSH49). The transcript has a single exon. NCBI's taxonomy places the organism in Eukaryota, Fungi, Ascomycota, Dipodascomycetes, Dipodascales, Trichomonascaceae. Gene Ontology annotation, biological process: positive regulation of mRNA splicing, via spliceosome. The record is from RefSeq and is a predicted model, not a curated record. Bases 1 to 861 code for a protein of 286 amino acids. Gene Ontology annotation, molecular function: RNA binding. Gene Ontology annotation, cellular component: U12-type spliceosomal complex; nucleolus.